Molecule: messenger RNA, 4299 nt
Organism: Myotis brandtii (Brandt's bat)
Lineage: Eukaryota; Metazoa; Chordata; Mammalia; Chiroptera; Vespertilionidae
Gene: PPP1R13B
Product: protein phosphatase 1, regulatory subunit 13B
Exons: 16
Coding region: 27-3182 (1051 amino acids)
Biological process (GO): apoptotic process; negative regulation of cell cycle; regulation of apoptotic process
Cellular component (GO): nucleus
Molecular function (GO): transcription factor binding; p53 binding
Source: RefSeq, a predicted model, not a curated record
CACGCACUGGCACCAGGCCAUCCAAGAUGAUACUAACCGUGUUCUUGAGCAACAAUGAACAGAUUUUGACCGAAGUUCCUGUGACACCAGAAACGACGUGUCGAGAUGUCGUGGAGUUUUGCAAGGAGCCUGGGGAAGGCAGUUGCCACUUGGCUGAAGUGUGGAGGGGAAAUGAGCGCCCCAUACCCUUUGAUCACAUGAUGUAUGAGCAUCUUCAGAAGUGGGGGCCGCGGAGGGAAGAAGUGAAAUUUUUUCUUCGACAUGAGGAUUCCCCGACCGAGAGCAGUGAGCAAGGUGGCCGUCAGACCCAAGAGCAGAGAACCCAGAGGAAUGUAAUAAACGUGCCUGGAGAAAAGCGUGCUGAGAAUGGGGAGCAGCGUCUACAUUUUCUAAAGCAGCAGGAGCGCCAUCAGCAGCAGUCUAUUUCUGAAAACGAAAAGCUUCAGAAACUGAAAGAGCGAGUUGAAGCCCAGGAAAACAAGCUGAAGAAGAUCCGUGCCAUGCGGGGGCAGGUGGACUACAGCAAGAUCAUGAACGGCAAUCUGUCUGCCGAGAUAGAGAGGUUCAGUGCCAUGUUCCAGGAGAAGAAGCAGGAGGUGCAGACGGCCAUUCUGCGCGUCGACCAGCUCAGCCAGCAGCUGGAGGACCUCAAGAAGGGGAAGCUGAACGGGCUGCAGCCUUACACCGGCAAGCUGACGGGCCCGGCCGCCAUGGAGCUGAAAAGGCUGUACCAGGAGCUGCAGAUUCGUAACCAGCUUAACCAGGAACAGAAUUCAAAACUGCAGCAGCAGAAGGACCUCUUAAAUAAGCGCAACAUGGAGGUGGCCAUGAUGGACAAGCGCAUCGGCGAGCUGCGCGAGCGUCUGUACGGGAAGAAAAUCCAGCUGAGCCGUGUGAAUGGCGCGUCGUCGCCACAGUCACCCCUGAGCACGCCUGGCAGGGUGGCUGCCGUAGGACCUUAUAUCCAGGUUCCCAGCGCCGGCAGCUGCUCAGCCCCGGGGGACCCCAUAAAGCCCCAGUCUCUCACUGUUGCUUCAGGAGCUGCCCAUGGGAGGCCCAAACCCGCUAAUGAUGGAAACUGGCCAACACUAAAACAAAAUAUGAGCUCUGCGGUGAAACCAACACAGAUGGCCCCUGUGGACUGGAAGGACCCGAGCGUGGAGGGGCCGCUCAGGCAGGGCCCCGUCUCCAGCCAGCCUGCGCCCUUGUCAGCUCUGGGAGCCCCGGAGAAGCUGGGCAUCGAGAUGGGUAAAAUGCCACCCCCCGUCCCUGGUGUCGGCAAGCAGCUGCCGCCGAGCUACGGCACACACCCAAGUCCUGCGCCCGUGGCUCCAGGGCCCACAAACUCCCUGGAAAGGAGGAAGGAGGGCAGCUUGCCCAGGCCCAGCGCAGGCCUGGCCGGUCGGCAGAAGCCCGGCCCUCUGCCCUCCAUGGGCAGCACCCACCCGCCGGGCUCCUCCCAGCAGAUCCAGCAGCGGAUUUCUGUGCCCCCGAGCCCCACGUACCCGCCCGCAGGGCCGCCUGCGUUUCCCACUGGAGACGGCAAACCCGAGCUCCCACUGACUGUGGCCAUCAGGCCCUUCCUGGCAGACAAAGGAUCCAGGCCACAGUCCCCCAGGAAAGGACCCCAGACAGUGAAUUCAAGUUCCAUAUACUCCAUGUACCUCCAGCAAGCCACGCCCCCCAAGAAUUACCAGCCCGCAGCGCAUGGCGCCUCGAAUAAGUCGGUCAAAGCAGUGUACGGGAAGCCCGUCCUGCCAUCGGGCUCGGGCUCAACGUCCCCGUCGCCAUUGCCGUUUCUUCACGGGCCGCUGGCCACCAGCACCUCGCAGCCCACGCCCCCUGCAGAGAGUGCCGAGCGGGAGCCCGAGCAGGACAGCCCGGCCCCGCCCGCGGAGGCCACGGGCGCCAUGGAGAGCCUGCCGCGGCCGCUCAGCCCCACCAAGCUCACGCCCAUCGUGCACUCCCCGCUGCGCUACCAGAGCGACGCGGACCUGGAGGCCCUGCGCCGGAAGCUGGCCAACGCGCCGCGGCCGCUGAAGAAGCGCAGCUCCAUCACGGAGCCCGAGGGCCCGGGCGGGCCCAACAUCCAGAAGCUGCUCUACCAGCGCUUCAACACCCUGGCCGGCGGCAUGGAGGGCACCCCGUUCUACCAGCCCAGCCCCUCGCAGGGCCUCACGGGCACCCUGGCCGACAUGGACAAUGGGAACACCAAUGCCAACGGGAACCUGGGGGAGGCCAGCCCUGCCCAGCCCACAGCCCCGCUGCCCGCCGAGCCCGCUCCUGCCUCAGACGCCAACGACAACGAGCUCCCUUCCCCUGAGCCCGAGGGGCUCCUCCGUCUCCAGACCACCCCCCAGGCCGUGGAGCCUGCGGAGGACAACAACAACAACGUGGCCACGGCCCUGUCCACGGAGCAGGUCCCGAGCCCUGGGCCCGAGGCCCCCUCUCCGGGGGAAGAGCCCGUUUCCCCAUCACGUCCCCCCGCUUCCUCUUCACAGAGCAAGCGGACCAACCUGAAGAAACCCAACUCCGAGCGCACGGGCCGCGGGCUGCGCGUCCGCUUCAACCCCCUGGCGCUGCUCCUGGACGCGUCCCUGGAGGGAGAGUUCGACCUGGUGCAGAGGAUCAUCUACGAGGUGGAAGACCCCAGCAAGCCCAACGACGAAGGGAUCACCCCGCUGCACAACGCCGUCUGCGCCGGCCACCACCACAUCGUGCGGUUCCUACUGGACUUCGGUGUCAACGUGAACGCCGCCGACAGCGAUGGCUGGACGCCGCUGCACUGCGCCGCCUCCUGCAACAGCGUGCACCUCUGCAAACAGCUGGUGGAGAGCGGUGCCGCCAUUUUUGCCUCGACCAUCAGUGACAUUGAAACUGCUGCGGACAAGUGCGAGGAGAUGGAGGAGGGCUACAUCCAGUGCUCCCAGUUUCUGUAUGGGGUGCAGGAGAAGCUGGGCGUGAUGAACAAGGGCGUGGUGUACGCGCUGUGGAGCUACGAGGCCCAGAACAGCGACGAGCUGUCCUUCCGAGAAGGCGACGCCAUCACCAUCCUGAGGCGCAAGGAUGAGCACGAGACCCAGUGGUGGUGGGCUCGCCUGGGCGACCGGGAGGGCUACGUGCCCAGAAACCUGCUGGGGCUGUGUCCUCGGAUCCAGCCCCGGCAGCGAACGCUGGCCUGAGCCCCCGCCAAGGAGCCGCUGAGGUCGCCUGCGUCCCUGCGCGGAAGCUGAAGUCUAUGGUGCUCACGCAGCAGAAGCCCACAAUGUGAACCGCAGGCUCGGGAGGCCUCCUCCAGCCGCCUCCAGAGGACUGAGCUUUGCCAAUGACUGUCAACCCAAAUAAAUGCCCAGCUUUCUACGCCUGUGCCAAUAGAAGCCCGAGAGUGAACCCCCGGAUGGUUGCCAGUGGAGACCAGUGGCCUGACUGGCCCCAAGGCCACCCUCAUGCUCCAUGUCCCUCACCAGCAGUGAGCGCGCCCACUGCCGUGCGUGCUCCCCCGAGCCCUGCCCGCCUGCCGCUGGGCACCUCAGCACCAGGUCCUUCCCUUCAUGACCAUAGGAGCCUGCAGGGAAACCCGUGCAGUGGCCCUGACACGGGGCUCCACUUCCUGUUCCGGCCCGUGGUGCGGGGCUGGACUUCAGGCCCCAGGCAGGGACCUCAAGACCAAGGGACCAUGGCCAGGAGCCUGUCAGCACUGACCUCCUCGCUUCCUUCUCUGCAGCCCCUCGCUGCCCAGGUGUGGUUCUUACCCCCCUCAGCCCCUCGGUUUUCAUUCACGGGAACCAGAAACAAGAGAAAUGCCAUUGGCUCUGUGCCUGGUUGGGGCUUGGUGGGCCCUGAGUGUAGGCAGACCCUGCCCCCCACCGGCCAGGAACCUGAGGUCGGUCACUCGGGUGGCAUGGUCGUCAGGAGGGGCAGCUGUGGGCAUGAGGGUGGGCCUCCCCGUUGGGCCAGCCGUGAUGUGGUGACCUUGGCAGGCCCUUCACCGAAGGCAGCUGAACGCACAGGCUUUUAUACCAAAAGUAUUUUUGACUAGACAUUCGCAACUACGAGGAUGAUGCUGGAGAUGUCGAGAAGUCUUUCUCAUUAAAUUCCAGGCCCGUAGGCUUUAUUUUCCAUGGACGAGUCUGUGUAUAAUUCUGUAUAGACGUGUGUAUAGACCGUUGCUGUACUGGUCCCCUUUAAGCAUUGAGUGUACACAGUGCUGAUGGAGCGUGAAGACCCCGGGGCAGCCUCUGCCGGGGCCCCCUCCACCCGAUGCCGUGUAACGUGCGCAAUAAACACUGUUUCCCCGUG